AUGGACAUACGAAAGUGGCUAGACGAGACAGUGCAACCGGAAGCACCGCGCGAGCCCAAUAACCUUCAUCAGACCGCAGAGCCUGCUAAACGGAAGCGCCGCCGCAGAUCAGACAGCUCCCUCCUCGAUCCCCGUCCACUUGCAUCCUCUCCGCAUAAGCCAGCGGAGGAUAGUGCUGACGAGGCGCUCCAGGCGACAUGCAGCGACAGCUCUAGCAGCAGCCGAUAUGCGCGCAAACCUCGUAGAAAGACGCGUCCAGAGCGGUAUGAGCCACAGUAUGCGCCAGGUCCCCAUGCCCAUCGCGAUCGUAAGGACAAAUCAAGGAAGUCGCGACGCAAGCCUCGACGCAAGAAGGGCGAGAAGGCAUCUGGUGUUAUGCAGACCUUCCAGGCCACGAACAUGUCUGGAGAUCGGCUGACCUUGAAGCCACGGGAGCAGCUAGGCCUCUUCAACAAGGGACGGACAUCUACUGCAAUCAAGGGCCGCGGGUUGCCCGAUCUGGUCUUCUCGGAGAUGAAGUUCUUGCAGCAGCACAAAGACGAAUCAGAGCCUGUCCCUCGAACCGACGCGUCCAAAAAGAAACGCAAGAAGGACAAUGAACAGAUGAAGGAAGGAGAGAUCUCCGCUUUCUUCACCUCAGCGCGACCGGCAUUAGUCGACAAGGACACGAACAUCCUACCGCAGCAUCCUGUACCAAAAACUAAGCGGCGUCGUCGUGAUCAAUCCUCGGUAGAUGACACUGCUAUACCUACUGUUGAGGCUACAGGCCAAGCCUCAUAUUUAGCUCAGCAGGGUCCCACUGUACGCUUCGCGGAUCAGUCUCAUCAUGGACCGGUGAUGCCAAAUUUUGCUGGCCCGAGCAUCUACGAACAACAAGCACAGCGUCAGCGACCUCGUAUGCAAUGGGAUCGCGAGGAAGAACCUCUCCAAAGUCAAUACCAUUUCGAAGAAAACUACCUAGACCAAGGAAAUCAAAUGGAAUACGACGACGUGAUGGAGCAUGAUGACGAGAACUGGGGAGGGCUUCUAGAAGAGCCCCUGUCGUAUAGCCUUGAUAGUGAUCCUGACAUAUACGGCGGUAUCGAAGCACACCCCGGGACUGAGAUUGAGCUGGUCCAGGAUACAAGACCAGAAAACGAUACGGUGGCUCCUGGAUUUUGGCGGCCGAAUAAACUGUACUGA
Messenger RNA from Alternaria incomplexa, 1182 nucleotides. RefSeq lists its product as uncharacterized. Bases 1 to 1182 code for a protein of 393 amino acids. The record is from RefSeq and is a predicted model, not a curated record. The transcript is spliced from 4 exons. Lineage: Eukaryota; Fungi; Ascomycota; Dothideomycetes; Pleosporales; Pleosporaceae.